Peromyscus eremicus (cactus mouse) is the source of this 2177-nucleotide messenger RNA. RefSeq names its product zinc finger protein 830 (gene Znf830). The coding region runs from base 616 to 1728 and encodes 370 amino acids. Gene Ontology annotation, biological process: mitotic DNA replication checkpoint signaling; mitotic DNA damage checkpoint signaling; nuclear DNA replication. The transcript has a single exon. Gene Ontology annotation, cellular component: spliceosomal complex; nucleus. Lineage: Eukaryota; Metazoa; Chordata; Mammalia; Rodentia; Cricetidae. The record is from RefSeq and is a predicted model, not a curated record. Gene Ontology annotation, molecular function: zinc ion binding; nucleic acid binding.
GCUGAGCGCGUGCACAGGCUUAAGUUCAUCCCCAACAGGAGACGGGUGGAGUGAGCUCCAGAAGCGUUCAAGACUUAACGUUUCCAGUGAGCCACGGUAUGAAUAGGCUGUUUAUGAACCAUAGUGAAAAGGGGAGGGUGUCACAGCUUCUACUGGCAGGGCCUUUUCUCCUCGGCAAACAGGCUAGAAAUCUCAGAGAGCGGAAUGUGAGAGGGAGGAAAACCGGGCGUCUAAACGCUGCAGCUCUGCUCUCAGGUCUUCACUGAAUAUCAGCAGCAGCCUCAAAGGGCGCCGCGACGCCCCACACACCCUAGCGGCAUCUCACAUUUUUAGUGCGCCCUUAGGACCCAAGCUGGGCCGCAGCACAUCCUGCAGCCCUCGGGCGGCGCAUAUGUUCACAGCCAAGGCCGCCUGGCUGCGCGUCACCUCAGCCCCGGGGUUGGCGACUUUGAUCGCAGCCAUGGGUUCAACGGUUCAGCCCUCAACCUGCCGAGUCGGAACCCUGGCGCCACGCCCACACGCCUGAGCUUCGGCCAAUCGACCCCAUAACAGGAAGUGACGCUAUCACGCCUCGCCGGGACGGAAGCCAGAAGCGCCUGAAUCGCCGGCCCAAAGAUGGCGUCCUCCGCUUCUGCUGGGACUCCGGCGGGGAAGCGGGUGGUGAAUCAGGAAGAACUGAGGCGGUUGAUGAAGGAGAAGCAGCGCCUGAGCACCAACCGGAAGAGGAUAGAAUCUCCGUUCGCCAAGUACAACCGUCUGGGGCAGUUGAGCUGCGCACUUUGUAACACUCCGGUCAAGAGCGAGCUCCUGUGGCAGACCCAUGUUCUGGGAAAGCAGCACCGGGAGAGAGUAGCCGAGCUGAAAGGCUCCAAGGGAGCAACCCAGGGCCCGUCGGCCAGCGCGGCGCCUCAGCCCAUCAAGAGGAGAGCAGCGGAUGUGGAGAGCCAUGACGCCAAGAGAACCAAGGCCUCCGUGGGGCCUCAGGUACAGCCCUCCACCUCGGCCUCGCCCGCCCACUUUGAGAAAUCGGGAAAAGAGGCCGCUAGGGCAACCUCCAGUAAACCUUCUGGACUCGGUUUACUCCCUGAUUAUGAAGAGGAGGAAGAGGAGGAGGAAGAAGAGGGAGGUGGAGAAGGAAGAAGGGACAGCAGCAAGCAUCUUCCAGAUGCACAGGGCAAAACCAAAGAACAUUCGCUUGCCUCACCGACAACAAGUAAUGUGCUGCCAAAUGAUCCCUUUAAUACAAAUCCUCCCAAGGCCCCCUUAGUUCCUCAUUCUGGGUCAAUUGAGAAAGCAGAAAUACAUGAAAAAGUGGUGGAAAGGAGAGAGAACACCGCCGAAGCAUUACCAGAAGGGUUCUUCGACGACCCUGAGGUGGACGCAAAGGUCCGGAAGGUCGAUGCCCCCAAAGAUCAAAUGGACAAAGAGUGGGACGAGUUUCAAAAGGCCAUGAGGCAAGUCAACACUAUUUCCGAAGCUAUAGUUGCCGAAGAGGAUGAGGAGGGACGGCUGGAUCGGCAGAUUGGAGAGAUUGAUGAGCAGAUAGAGUGUUACCGUCGGGUGGAAAAGCUGCGGAAUCGCCAGGAUGAAAUAAAAAACAAACUUAAAGAGGUUCUGACCAUAAAGGAAUUACAGAAGAAGGAAGAAGAGAAUGUGGACAGUGAUGACGAGGGAGAAUUACAGGAUUUGCUGUCUCAGGAUUGGCGGGUGAAAGGGGCUUUGCUGUAAGGUUUUGAAGAUCCAAGCUUUCCAUCAUUCUCCGCUACCCCGUAAAAAGUGCUGUGUUCUAGUACUUGUGUUACUCUAGCCUUGGGUACCCUGAGUUGUUGAGAUAAAAUAAGCUAGUGAGCAGUAAUACUUCGGGGAAGGUACAGCGGUGCUAUUUAUUAUAAAAUGUUUGAGGUAAACCUGUUUUUGAAAUUAUAACUGCAAAUUGCCAACUUUUUCGUGUUUACAGACUUAAUGUUGAUUUUCAGUUGUAAAUACUGUACAUAACUAAAUAUAUAUUUACAUAAGUCACUGUUUUGAAACUUAUAAAUAGAAGUCAGACCAAAAAGACACAAGUUUCUAUGACCUCGAUGUGCAUAUAUAUUUUCAAGCCUUAAACUCCAGGGUUUGGGGCUUUGGGGAGCUUGUUUUUAAAAGGCUACUCAUAAACACAUAUAUUUUUUCAUAAA